AUGGUUGGUCGUCUGUUUGCCCACAACCGGAAGCUGUUGGUCCUUACUUCGGAGGAGCUCGUAUGCCUGGAGUUCGACAGGAAUCUCAUCUAUGCUGUGGGGCCGCCCAACAGGUGGCAGUCCCUCCGGUUGGUGCUAUCUCCUCAGGCGCGGCUGAUCCCGGCAGCCGACAACGGGAUGGUGUAUCUGGUGCCUUCUCCCAUGCACCAUCCAAUUCUGAUUGACCUUCGCCAGCCGGUAAGCCGGUUUUCCUUCUUCCCUAAAAAUGGCCCGAUCGAUGGAACACAGCUGGAGUACCUGUUACCGGAGUACAUGGCCCCGAUGAAUGCCCUGUCCGACGGCUGCUCCAUCUUCUUCACGGACCGCACUCGGAGGAUGCUCCUUCGGCUGGGACCGGGGAGCGGUAAUCCACUGCCCGUCGGUGUUAAUGAGAGUCCCUUUCAUUUGUUGCCGGCCGGCCAGCAGCGGGUCAACAUUUUGCCGGAUUCCGGAACCCCGCAGAGGUAUGACCUGAUCAGGUCGGUGAAACUGUCGCCCGAGCUGCAUCCUGACGAGGAUGCCUUCCCAUGGCUGCCGACGCAUUUCGCCCCCCUGGCGGGUGUCGUCUGUCCGGGCGGGCGCUUGGCCGCGAGAAAGGCCUUCAAUCUCUCGAGUAUGCCGGACCCGAGGUGGAAUUGGGCGACCCCGAGGCGGUGGAUGUGCAUCCAUGAGGGGCUGUUGGUGUCGUUCUUGUUUUUGCCAAGUGGACGGUCGCCCGACCUCCCGCCCCUUUCGGAGACGAUCUACUCCCCGACACUCGAGUUUGUCAGGUCCCUGGUGGACAAGCAGCUCGAGGUGCGCUUUGGCCCGGGACGUGUGCUGCUCGGAUCGGCUCUCCGCGGAAUGCCCCGGCUGGUGGUUGAGGGAACGCUGGCUUUCGACUUUUGCCUGCGAUCUCGACAACUGAAGUCCGGCCACUUCCCCUCGGUCGGCAGGCUGGCAAGUCCAAGCGACUCGGGGCCUUCGGACGAUCUUCCGGAGCACCCCCGGUCGGGGGGCCCGGAGGCCGGGUCGCCGCCGGGGAACCACUCGGCCGAGACCACCGAGCAGGAGAUCUUCUUCCUUGCGAAUGCCUCCCUGAAGGGGGUCCAUCUGGAGUUGGUAGAUGGCCACAUGAAGGUGGCACCCCCAGUGAGCCUGAUUCACUGGCGGGUCCUGCGGUCGUGGGACAUGUACCUCAUCGAGGAGCUGGGCAUUGUGGCCGUCGUCUCGGCAUCGACGAUUCUGCUCUAUGAUCGCCACACUUCGACGGUCGAACGCGCGUUGGAAAAGCCGCCGGGCUGUAUGUGCGGGAUCUUCGUCCUUCCUGGCAGGUGCCACCGCGUGGCGGUGGUUGCAAGCUCUCGGGUGGACAUCUUGGACAACUGGACGCCUCUAAAGACCUUGAAGCCCGAGGGUAGCUUUUGGCUGAGUGCCACUCAGGCGGAUGGCCGGUAUAUUACAUUGCGACGAGAUGAUGGCUUUUUGGACUUGCUGGACUUCGAGGAGCUGUUUUUCAUGAAGAACGCCUCCAAGUCGAUGGUACUGACGAGCGACGAUGUCCAGAAUAUUUGGAUGUGCCCGUGGACGCCUUUGGUGUGGUUCACCGGGUGUCCUGUGGAAGGGGUGUUCACGCUUCACAUGGGCACGCGACGCAGCCUCGACGGUGGCGACUCUCCGGAAAAGGAGGCCGUGGUGUCGGUGUGCCUGCGACCGGCGACACACCAGGAGCCAGUGGCCACGGUGCCGUCGACCCGAGAAUGGUUUGUGUCCGGCGGAGUGUUCUUUGGGCCUCAAAAGCCCGGUGUCGGCGAGCCGGCCGCACGGGACGGCCAUGCGGCUCCGGCGCAGGUGACUUCCCAGCCGCAGUUUCCUCCGGCCAGGGAUCAUGUAGGCUUCGUUUUUAACUUUGGCUCGCGGGAACACCUUGCGACAUCCAUGGCCACCGACAGCAAGCCGCGGCCCAAGAAACUCGAAGUGGCUUUCUUCAGCCACAAGGGCCGGCGCUUCUGUGCCCUGAGCGAAACCGAUUAA
Fonticula alba is the source of this 2052-nucleotide messenger RNA. RefSeq lists its product as hypothetical. The record is from RefSeq and is a predicted model, not a curated record. Lineage: Eukaryota; Rotosphaerida; Fonticulaceae. The coding region runs from base 1 to 2052 and encodes 683 amino acids. The transcript is spliced from 7 exons.